Molecule: messenger RNA, 1319 nt
Organism: Arachis duranensis
Lineage: Eukaryota; Viridiplantae; Streptophyta; Magnoliopsida; Fabales; Fabaceae
Exons: 2
Coding region: 74-1159 (361 amino acids)
Molecular function (GO): nucleotide binding
Source: RefSeq, a predicted model, not a curated record
AAAACUGGACAGUGGACACAAGUCACUGCUAUCCGAAACGUUUCGUUUGUCUUUUCUGAGAGAAACAAAGAAAAUGUCAGAAACGCCGGUAAUCCGAUUCGGCGUGAUAGGAUGCGCCGACAUAGCCCGGAAAGUAUCACGCGCCAUCAAACUGGCUCCUAACGCCACACUCCACGCCAUCGGCAGCCGCUCCAUCGACAAGGCCCGGCGCUUCGCCGCCGCCAACGGCUAUCCGGAGGACGCCAAGGUGUACGGCUCCUACGAGGAGGUUCUGGACGAUCCCGAGGUGGACGCCGUGUACGUUCCUCUGCCGACGAGCCUGCACGUGCGUUGGGCCGUGGUUGCAGCUCAGAAGGGGAAGCACGUGCUGCUUGAGAAGCCCGUGGCCUUGAAUGCGUCUCAGUUCGAUGAGAUCAUUCGGGCCUGUGAAUCCAGUGGGGUGCAGCUCAUGGAUGGUACCAUGUGGAUGCACCACCCUAGGACCAAUCAGAUGAAGGAUUUUCUCUCCGAUGCGCACCGUUUUGGCCAGCUCAAAUCGAUUCAGACCUUUUUUACAUUUGCUGCUGAUCCUGAUUUCCUGGAGAACGACAUUCGCGCAAAGCCGGAUCUUGAUGCUCUUGGUUCCCUUGGCGAUGAAGGUUGGUAUUGUGUUAGAGCAAUCCUGUGGGCUGCCAACUAUGAAUUACCGAAAACUGUAAUUGCCUCGCGCAAUCCUGUGUUCAACAAAGCAGGGGUGAUAAUGGCUUGUGGCGCAUCGCUGCACUGGGAAGACGGUAAAGUGGCAACCUUCUAUUGCUCCUUCAUGGCCAACUUGGCAAUGGACAUAACUGCCGUUGGAACAAAAGGAACUCUGCAUGUUCAUGACUUUAUCAUCCCUUAUGAAGAAAAAGAGGCAUCGUUUUAUGCAGCUUCUGAGUCAGGUUUUGAUGACCUUGUGACAAAAUGGGCUUCUCAGCCAAGCAAGCAUACAGUAAACACUGAUCUCCCUCAGGAGGUUCUUAUGGUAAGAGAGUUUUCGCAGUUGGUGACCGAAAUCAAAUUCAAGAACUCGAAACCUGAGAUGAAGUGGCCAACAAUUAGUAGGAAAACACAGCUGGUCUUAGAUGCUGUGAAGGCUUCAAUUGAAAAGGGCUUUGAGCCUGUUCAAAUUGAAGAAUGAAGGAGCUUGUACCUUGCUGCUUAAGUCACGCUUAUUUUUUCCUUCAUUCUGUUCGAGACAUUGCAAAAAUCUGUUCUUAAAAACAUUGUGAACUCGUUGCUUGUGUAUUUCAAUGGUGGUGAUGGUGAAUGAACACAACUUUCAUUGUUUACUGUUUUCA